Molecule: messenger RNA, 1032 nt
Organism: Stylophora pistillata
Lineage: Eukaryota; Metazoa; Cnidaria; Anthozoa; Scleractinia; Pocilloporidae
Product: gamma-aminobutyric acid receptor subunit pi
Biological process (GO): monoatomic ion transmembrane transport
Cellular component (GO): membrane
Molecular function (GO): transmembrane signaling receptor activity; extracellular ligand-gated monoatomic ion channel activity
Source: RefSeq, a predicted model, not a curated record
GGUACCUUAUCGUGUCAUUCGUGUUCAUCUUCUUAGCUCUGGUUGAGUCUGCAGUGGUGUACAAGGCCAGUCAGUGGUCACUCCUGAAAAAGAACAGGAAUGAGAUGUCGGAAAAAGAGCUUCGCAGAGAUAAGAGUCAUACUUCACAGACACCACCAGGAAAUGAAUUUUACAAAGAAACCGAAAUUCAGAAACCCGAAGCACUGACGUCUUCGAGAUCACCAAGGAUGUUAGGACACAAUACUCUCAGCUUUGACCAAACAGUGAAUAAAUCAUCGGAGCACAUUUUUCCUGAAGAGAGAUGCGAAAUUCACAAACCCGAAGCACUGACAUCUUCCACAACACUAAAGAUGUUAAGAUACAAUACUCUCAGUUUUGACCAAACAGUAAAUAAAUCAUCGGAGCACAUUUUUCUUGAAGAGAGAAGCGAAGGGACAGAGCCCCCUAAAAUCUCGACUAUUGCAACUGGAACUGAAGCCAGGGAAAACUGGGGCCUCGCGAUAGACCGGGGGGCGCGUGUAUUUUUUCCGUUCUCUUACAUCAUCUUCACAGUGUUGUAUUUUGUUGUGAUGUUAAAGUCCGAUGGAGAAUCCAAAUAGAAGUUCCAGUCGUUUGAAUCUCCAAUCACCCAAAUAGCGAAACAAUAAAAUCAAAGACUUGUAAAAUGUAACUUUAGAUUAUUUACAGCUAAAACUACUUCUAGUCAGUUCAGUUCUCUUAAAUUUCAAUCUCACCGGAUUUCAAAGGUUUCAGCUUAGAUGUAUUAGUUAAAUAAGGUUGAGAGCAACACUACAAUUUUAAAUGGUUUUUAUUUGUCAUUAAAUAAAAAAUAUCAGAUAUUUUGAAAUUAUGUUUUUGGAGGUUGUCUGACAAGAAGUUAAGGUUAGAGUCAGGUGAGUUUCAGGAGAAACUUGAGUACUUUUUAUAGAUCAGUUUCAAUCCUUUGAUUGGCACCUAAUUUCUCCUUACAAUAUCAUCCCUUAAUUGCACAGUGAGGUCAUCAAGCUCUUAAUUGUUGAAUGUGAGAUAUGG